GCCUCAGCCAUGGAACGCGUUCAGGUCACGCCGCGGAGUUUUCCCACAAACCUCAUCGACAAAGACUGGGCGAACCGAAAGCAUAUGCAUAAGAAAAACUCGGAGCAUUUCCUUAGCUUGGUGCAUGAUAUGAAACUUAGAGAUGAUGAUGUGUGGGUAGUAACUCUGCCGAAAUGUGGAACCACUUGGAUGCAGGAAUUAUCUUGGCUCCUGCUGAAUAAUUGCGACUUUGCGGGAGCCUUGGCCAAAGAUCAAGAGCUACGCAGUCCAUUUCUCGAGUUUGGAUUUUCCUUGCAUGAUGAUGUGCAACGAUCCUUCGGGCCCAUUGAAAAAUUGAACUCUCCUCGACUAAUCAAAUCUCAUCUUCCCCUUGCUCUACUUCCCUCAAAGCUUUGGGAAGGGCAACACAAAGUUAUCUAUGUAUUCCGGAAUCCCCUAGAUCAUUGGGUAUCUCGAUAUUAUCACGGUGUGACUUUUGGUUUUCAUUACGGCAAAACACUACAUCAGUUUUUCGAUGAGAUCUUGGCCUCUGAUGAUUUUGCUACCGAGAUAAUUGAACACGCACAUGAAUUCUACCAAUUGAGAAAUGAACCCUGGGUCUUCUACACUAGUUUUGAGAGAAUGAAGAAAGAUCUGCGUGGUGUUAUCAAUGAUGUCUCCAGUUUCCUGAAUAAACCAAUCAACGAACAGCAAAUGGAGCAACUUCUUAAGCAUUUGUCUUUCGAAGAAAUGAAAAAAAAUCCAACAACGAAUCAUUUGUGGGAGUUCUCCCAAGUUAAACACAAAAAUGCUGGCAAAGAGAAACACCCAUUUGUGCGGCGUGGGGAUGUUAAUGGCUACAAGGAUGAAUUGACCCCCGAACAAAUUGAGAAGGCUAACAUUGGCAUACAAAGAAUCCUAGAGAAAAACUCAGUGACAAUGGACGAACUAUUACUCAAGAAUGAUCCCUAAAAUAAAGUUAAGAUAAGAACUGUAAUUCUUCUAUAAAUCAGGCAAUAAAAGUGUUUUGCUUUUCUUGAUUAUA
Drosophila takahashii is the source of this 1024-nucleotide messenger RNA. Its product is annotated as sulfotransferase 1E1-like. Lineage: Eukaryota; Metazoa; Arthropoda; Insecta; Diptera; Drosophilidae. Gene Ontology annotation, biological process: sulfation. Gene Ontology annotation, cellular component: cytoplasm. Gene Ontology annotation, molecular function: sulfotransferase activity. The record is from RefSeq and is a predicted model, not a curated record.